AUGGACGAAAAAGACAUCGAGCGCGGCCAACCGGCCGAGGAAAGCCGCCCGGAAGUGCACCGUCCAGUGAGCGGCGGUGGCUCAACAACCGAGGCAGACGAGAAACCAGCAGUGCAACGACCGAAGAAGACCAGCGAGGACGACGAUGCUUCCGACCACGGCGAGCCCGAUAUUGAUCACGACGAAAUCGAAGAAACGGUCCCUGGUCACGAACUUGACGUACAACUCAGUCGGGUGCACGACAUCGAAAGCCUACGACGAAUUGAAACCCGAGAGAGCAUAAAGAGCAAAGUCUCGAGGGUGCUUACCGCCGUCAGCCGCAGAAGUCCAAAUGUCGGCCCUCUCAUAGGAGGCUUCAUCGCUGAGACAAUCGGCUGGCGUUGGGACUUCUGGAUCGUCCUCAUUGUUGCAGUCAUUGUCACAGCUCUCAUCGAGUUCCUCAACAAGGAAACUAGCCAUCGAGUCUUGAUUGAGCGAAAGGUUGCUCGCCUUUCUAAGGAGCUAGGUCGCGAUGAUCUGAAAAGCUGCUACGGCUCCGCACAGCACCAGAGCAAGUCUCGCAUCCUGCUCAACGGCCUCGUCCGACCAACGAAGAUGCUGUUCCUCUCACCUCUCGUCUUCUUCCUAUCACUAUACAUCGCAUUCGUAUACGGCGUCCUAUAUCUCCUAUUCACGACCAUCCCUGUUGUGUUCGAAACAACAUAUGGCUUCAAUGUCGGUCUUACUGGGCUAGUGUACCUCGCUUUAGGUGUAGGGAAUCUCGGUGGCUGGGCUGUCGUCACUUUCCUCUCUGAUAAGUCAGUCAUCCGUCUUGCCAAAGCAAACGACGGCAAGUUCGAGCCGGAAAUGAGACUUGCAAUCUCGAUCUUUUUUGGCUUCUUUCUACCCAUCACGUUCUUCUGGUACGGAUGGUGCACACACUACCAUGUUCACUGGGCAUCCGCUGUCAUAUCACUGAUCCCGUAUGGCUUUGGCAUUGUGGGUAUUUUCCUGCCCAUUACGACGUACCUCGUGGACUGCUACCCAAUGUACGCCGCUUCAGCGAUAGCAGCAAACACAGUGCUCCGCAGUCUCGUCGGCGCUCUUCUUCCACUUGCCGGAUCAUCCAUGUACGCCAGCUUGGGGCUUGGAUGGGGAAACUCCUUGCUGGGAUUCAUCUGCGUCGCCAUGAUUCCGUUGCCGAUCGUCUUCUACAGGUACGGUGCACGGUUGCGCAAGGCGCAACACUUCAAAUUAUAG
Messenger RNA from Phaeoacremonium minimum UCRPA7, 1239 nucleotides. RefSeq names its product putative major facilitator superfamily transporter multidrug resistance protein. The transcript is spliced from 3 exons. The record is from RefSeq and is a predicted model, not a curated record. Gene Ontology annotation, molecular function: transmembrane transporter activity. Gene Ontology annotation, biological process: transmembrane transport. The coding region runs from base 1 to 1239 and encodes 412 amino acids. Lineage: Eukaryota; Fungi; Ascomycota; Sordariomycetes; Togniniales; Togniniaceae.